Messenger RNA from Didymella exigua CBS 183.55, 2205 nucleotides. RefSeq lists its product as uncharacterized. NCBI's taxonomy places the organism in Eukaryota, Fungi, Ascomycota, Dothideomycetes, Pleosporales, Didymellaceae. The record is from RefSeq and is a predicted model, not a curated record. The transcript has 3 exons. Bases 154 to 2127 code for a protein of 657 amino acids. Gene Ontology annotation, molecular function: protein binding.
CCUCAACAGUUGAUACACGUAAUCUGCUGCCCGGAGGCUGAAGCACGAUGUCGCGGGUGAUUCAGGACUCGGACGGUGAGUUGGACGACGAUCUUGAGGUGGAGGUGCAGCGAACAGAGGCAAAAGACGCGUCGCCUAAGCAAUCCGCCAGCGAUGCUUCUUCUACAGUCGACAGAAGCCCUGAGGAGACAGAUUGAAGCAGCUCAUCGAGCGCAUCUGCAGUCUCAGUUUCCGGUUAACGACAACCAACUGCCAGCAACACUCGAAGUAAAUCAUCAAAAAAGGAAGACACCAGCCGAGUUCGAUUUGUACAGCCCGUUCAAAGAAAAUACGGUAUCGGAGAAGACCCCAAUUUGCAAGUUCGGCAGUUCACCCGGGGGCCUGCAGCAAGAUCAAACCUUUCUAGAUCAAACCUCAGAGCUAGCUGAUUCACAUGACGGAACACACUGGGUACUGGAAGGCACCAUGCGCGAAACAUACGCUCAGCAUAGUCCUAAUCCGAUGUUUCCUGAGCCUUCAAGUACAGUUCCGAACGCAACUCUAACGCAACAGCGCGUGCUGGAGGGAGUCCUUGCACCAGCACUGCUAGGAUCUAACGUCGAUGCUGGAAGAUCUCCAUUUCAACCAGAUGCCUCAAUUCCUUGGUCGGAAUAUCUGAAAUCGCCCACGACUACGGGAGAACAACCGAGGUCGUCCGCUCAGCACUCGCAUGGGUCACAGCCUACGCUACUUCCGGCGUCAGGGCCCAUACUGAACAAUAGCUCUGAUUUAUCUAUCUCACAGUCAUAUCGUAGAGCAUCAUUGACGCUCGUAGGCUGUCUUUCGCCUCAAGACAAGUCUACAGAUGUGGUCAACCCCCAAAAGUUGACCAUAUUUCCGACAGACGAGGUCGCGUACAAGGCUACACUACCGCAGGCAACACCAUCUUCGACUCUCAAUGAACUACGAGACAAAACUCCAAGUUCAUCUCGAAACUCGCGCAAGAUUAGGCGCAUUUCAAGCCCCGCUCCGACCUCGGAUGACGACUUGGCGGACUUGGGUCUAUCUAAAGAACAGUAUAAGCCACGUCCAAGCCGUUCGCGAUCACUAAAGGCUGGGACGCAGGAAACCACUGACUACUCAGUCAGACCUGAGAAGGCUACAAAGGCAAACAGACGGAGGAAGUCAACGCCUGCUAACACAGCUGUUGCGAACCCACCAAGCACUUCUGACAGAAUCCAGCAAAAUUGUGAUAUGGGGUUCACGCCGUCCACGAGUGCAAAGGCGCUGAAGCAGAACAAAGGUGAAGUCAUUCGAACCGUUGAUUGGCUCAUCACCAACGGAGUCGCCAAUGAUGAGCUCGCCUCUCACAUUUCGGAAAUGUCGAAGGGUGACGACAAGCAAGUCGGAACGAACUUCGACACCAUUCAGUAUGAUGGCGAUCGUAACGCUGGACGCAUCGUCGAUGUUCAGAUAACGCCAACGGGACUUGGUGCUCGAUUAGAUACUGUGACUGACAACAUGGCCACCGCAGAAACGGGGAAUCUCAGAAGCCCGGCCAAGGUACAAGUCGUGAUACCCGCAAGGACGCCCAAAUGCGCAGCCGGGACGGUUGAGGCAUCUCGCAGGAAGACAAAACGCAGGAAGACGACACUGGAUCAGCCUGAGCCGACCGCAACCGUUAAUGCGGUGACCGAAGCCAAGGCUGAGACAAGACGAGGAAGAGGGCAUCCCAAGAAGGCAACUGAGACCUGUCCGUCUGCUAAGAUAGUAAACGGAGAGGAAGAGGAGGGCCUAAGAGAGCAAGUCUCCGAUUAUCCGCUUCUCUCUGUAGAUGGAAACGCCCGACCCAAUUUGGGACAGCAACAAGCUAUCGAGGAUGCAGGGUUUCCGAACACUACGAAGCCAGUCCAAAGCCCUGGCAGCUCUCAACCUGCAAACACAAGGACCGCGGUUGUCACCUCGAAAUCUACGCCUGAGCCUCCGGAGCUCCUGGGUCGCCCCGAGGUAGAGCCUUUCACUCCAGAGCGUGUCAAGAAACCUGUUCCUCGAGAACAACCUUCGAGCAACAAGGCAAAGGUGCCACAUCGCGUGGGCCUAAGUAAGCGGACAAGAAUUGCACCGUUACUUCGAGUGAUCAAGAAAUAAUUCCCGGUAGUCCUUAUCCCGCCUCCGCUUGUUGGCGCAUGUGCCUGCAAAGCAUGACCUUAUGUUUUACUCAACGAU